This is a messenger RNA of Triticum turgidum subsp. durum (durum wheat), 666 nucleotides long. NCBI's taxonomy places the organism in Eukaryota, Viridiplantae, Streptophyta, Magnoliopsida, Poales, Poaceae. The record is from the annotation of a GenBank genome assembly.
AUGAAGCUAGCUGCUGCCUGCAACUCGAUGGUGGUGAAGGCGAAGCCGUCGAGGGGCGGGAAGAGGACCAAGGCGAGCGGCGGCGCAGCAGGGGCGACGGCGACAGCGGCGGUACUGAUGGAGAAGAAGGACUCGGAGAAGGAGAGGAGGCAGCGCAUGAAGGGGCUUUGCGAUAAGCUCGCGUCCCUCAUCCCCAAAGAACACAACCCCCACGCUGAUACAAUGACCCAGCUAGGCAGCCUAGAUGUGGCAGCAUCAUACAUCAAGAUGCUCAAGGAGAGGGUUGAUGAGCUUCAACAUAAGAAGACCACUGCGCUAGCAAUGGCUACCUUACAAGGAGUUAGUGGCAUCUCGAUCCCCUCUACCACGAGUAGCGGUGCUGGGUCACCGGAAAGGGAAAUGUAUUUGAAGGCAUCGGCACCGGUAGUGGAGGUACGACAACCUAAUGAUUCGAGCAUGGAUGUGAGGAUGAUAUGCAACACAGAGAAGCCGAUCAAGCUCCAUGAGGUGCUCACCAUCCUGGAGGAAGAAGGGGCCGACAUUAUCAACGCCAAUCACUCUGUUGUUGGCCACAAAAUAUUUUACACCAUACACUCCCGGGCCUUCAGCACCAGAAUUGGCAUAGAUGAUUCAAGAAUUUCUGAACGAGUAGGUGCACUGGUUUGA